Molecule: messenger RNA, 4114 nt
Organism: Danio aesculapii
Lineage: Eukaryota; Metazoa; Chordata; Actinopteri; Cypriniformes; Danionidae
Gene: tbc1d25
Product: TBC1 domain family, member 25
Exons: 8
Coding region: 223-2814 (863 amino acids)
Biological process (GO): activation of GTPase activity; regulation of autophagosome maturation
Cellular component (GO): autophagosome
Molecular function (GO): GTPase activator activity
Source: RefSeq, a predicted model, not a curated record
UCGGUAUGGAGGUAGCCAUUCGUGUCCGUAAUUAUGGAUCUAAAUAGACGAAACACUGAUAGUCAUAUACCUGAACUGUCAUCAAAAAGAUAUUUGUAAUACACGAAAAGCCCCCAACUUUGCUUUCACCGAGGCUUUUAUUUUGAAGCAUGUCAGCAGGAUGUCGGUUGUUUAUGACAACACCCCAUCUCUGAACGGGACCCUCAGAGCGGACUACCCACCAUGUCGGUUGAGGAGGAGAGGGGGGUAGUUCGUGUCAAAGUCAAGAAGUGCGAAGGGGUGCUACCCGUGGAGUUCCGCUCCUUUGCUGUUGAUCCGCAAAUAACCUCAUUGGAGGUGUUGCAACAUAUCCUGAUUAGAGCCUUCGAGCUGAAUGGGAAACGCAACUUUGGGAUUAGCUACUUGUCUCGUGACCGUGCAGGUGUGGAGGUCUACGUGUCCCUGCUGUCUGACUGGGAUUUAGAUGCUGCGUUUGUCAGUGCAGCAAAGCCUUACCUUCAGCUCAAGAUGGACAUCAAACCAUCAGAGGACAGUCCUGUUUUGGAGGAUUGGGACAUAAUCAGCCCCAAGGAUGUGAUUGGAUCAGACCAGAUGCAGGGAGAGAAGAGGUCACUGGCAUCUGCUGCCCUUCCUUUCACACAGUCGCUCCUUUCUCAGGUGGGUCGUACUCUGUCGCGUGUGCAGCAGGCCUUGAGUUGGUCCUAUGGAGAGGAAGUGAAACCAUUCAAGCCUCCCUUAAGUGAUGCUGAAUUUCACAAUUACCUAAACAGCCAAGGUCAACUGAGUCGACCAGAAGAACUCAGACUUCGUAUUUAUCAUGGUGGAGUUGAGUCAUCCCUACGCAAGGUUGUUUGGCGGUACCUUCUUAAUGUGUACCCGGAUGGUCUCACAGGGCAGGAGAGAAUGGACUAUAUGAAGCGAAAAACGAGAGAGUAUGACCAGCUGAAGAGCGAAUGGACGGCACGAGUCAGUUCAGAGGAAUUGGAGUUUAUUCGGGGAAAUGUUCUGAAAGACGUUCUUCGAACAGAUCGAGCACAUCCCUACUACGCGGGCUCAGAGGACAGCCCACAUCUCACCGCCUUGACAGACCUUCUCACCACUUUUGCUAUUACACACCCACAGGUGUCUUAUUGCCAAGGCAUGAGCGACAUUGCCUCGCCAAUCCUUGCUGUUAUGGACAAUGAAGCUCAUGCCUUUAUCUGCUUCUGUGGCAUUAUGAAACGCCUUGAAGGCAACUUCCGCCCUGACGGACAACUUAUGUCCAUUAAGUUCCAACAUCUAAAGCUGCUUCUGCAGUAUUCAGACCCUGAGUUUUACUCCUACCUAGUCUCAAAAGGUGCUGAUGAUCUGUUUUUCUGUUACCGCUGGCUUCUUUUGGAGCUGAAGCGUGAAUUCGCUUUUGAUGAUGCCCUGCGAAUGCUGGAGGUUACCUGGAGCUCCUUGCCACCUGAUCCUCCUGAGACAGAGGUAGAGCUUCUAGGGCCAGCGCUUGAUGCUGAUCAAUCUGAUGGUUCACGCAAUGUGGACAUGGAGGAGAUGGAAGAGAAGCAGACCGAAAGGCAGAGAAGACGUCAUAUGCUAAGGCCGUCCCGAGAAGAGGCAGAUGGUGAACGUAACCUGGUUAUGGAAGAGGAGAGGGGACCUCGGAAGGAAGGCGAAGGAGAGUAUGAUGUUGAAAACAUGGUCAGGAAUGACAUUCCUGCUCAGCCUCCUUCAUUUGAGAAGCAGGGGAGUUUUGGAGAAUUCAAGUAUUAUAAUGGCCGUACUGAGGACAGCUUUGAGGUGAAUGAAAAUGACUCCUCUGAUCCCACAUUAUCUCCAGUACAAUUUCAGUCUGCACACUCCACGCUGCCAUUCUCAGUCCGUCAGUCAACAGAGGAAAGUGAGGACGACCCAGGAGAGCAGGAACCUCUUAUGAGUAAUCUUACACCAUCAUCUCCUGGACAGAGAGACUCCCCUAAUGGUCAGGCAGCUUCCCCUCUGUCAACUCUUCCUUCCGGUCUACCAAACUGGAAAAGUAGCUCCAAUCAGUCAUCUAAUUCUGCAUCCAGUUGGAGAACAGCAUCUCCUGAUGCCUUGUCAAAAUGCACAUCCUCUUCUUCUAGUGGAGAAAAAGCCUUGUCUCCUGAUAAACCUUCUGGGGGGUUUGCAUCUUCACAACCUGUAUUAAAUGGAACUGGGGCUCAGUCCCCAUCAGUGGUUCCAGGGAAAUCAUUACUGGCAUCUCCAUCACAAGGUUACAACCGUUCGCUUCUCUCAUCACCGGUUUUACCCUUCGGGAAGUCCCCGUCUUUGCCCAAGGCAUUCUCCAGCAAUCUCCCCUCACCCUGCAGACCUACUGGGUCUGGAGUAAGCUCUCCAAACACAAACAAGCCAGAAGGAGGUGGAAUUAAGCCCUGCUCACUCCCCCCUCCCCAAGAAUUUGGAAAAGGGAAUCCAUUCAUGCUUUUCCUUUGCCUCUCUAUCCUUCUGGAACACCGUGACCACAUUAUUAAAAACAGCCUGGAUUACAAUGAGCUGGCCAUGCACUUUGACCGAUUGGUCCGUCGCCACAACCUCGGGCGCAUUCUGCAGCGAGCCAAAGCCCUCUUUGCAGACUACCUUCAGAGUGAGGUAUGGGACUCAGAGGAAGGAGACGAAGUCAGCUUGGACUCCCCAACCACAGCAGCAACAUCCCCCCAAACGCCCAGCACUAGGCCCCCUUUCCUCAAUGUACAGCCCUCUCAGGGUGCCUUCCCGAACUCAACCUAUAAUCUGACAAACACCAUUCCCUCACCAACAACACCCAUUGCCAUCUCGCCCUCUGCUUCCUGAUUCUGAGAUGUAGUAGAUCUUUCCUAGAAACCAGCUGCGGACCCAGAAUCAAGUUUUACUGUACCUUGCCGAGUCACAAGAUACCUUUGUGCUUUACACACGCUUUAUUGAACCUGAUUUGCUUUAACAACCAAAGCUUAGUGACUUAGCUUACUUUCUCAUUUUGUCUUUUUCCUUGUCCAAUUUUUCAAGUCAAGCCCUUUCAUUGUACUGUAUCAUUUUUUAAUUGCACUUUAUUAUCCUUUGAAAGGGCAGGCCAGUUAGUGUCUCAUUUCAUUAUGUAAAUAACACGUUCGAAAGGCACAUUGUGGACACGUAAAACCUGUUAUAGUAGCCUCACUUACCAGAGACAGAGCAACAAGAUUGUUUUUUUUUUUCUUUGUGUGCAAUAUUUACUAUAGAUGAAAAGGGUCUCUUCGACUUCUUCAGAGGUUAUCGUGAUUUGUUGUAAAGAGAAUGUUUACUCAAGCUUUUGAGAUGAUACCCUCAGAAAUUAAUUCCUAAGUUUGUUUUACAUUGCCAGCAGCAACAGUGUGUAUGGUAUGCUGAUAUUGUCAGUUGUGCUUUAUACAAACCCUAAGCCUUGACUUUUUAUUUGUACAAGACAUUUCACUAGACAUGAAGGUGCUGAUGCAUUAUCCAGUAUCCCAUCAAUGUGAAACCUUCCGUUGUAGAAAAUGUAACAUUCAACCCUAAUCAUAAUUUGGUCUCUGAAAUACUAGUAGAACUCUCCUCCUCUACGGUGUACAGCAGCUAUUUGACCCAAGUAGUGAAACUCCUAUUAAGAUCCAAAUGGAGGAUGGCUGGUUAUUGGGUGUUUCUUAUCCUCACCAUUGUUGCGGAAAUGCCUCGUUUCACUAAAUUAGCCAUUUUUGUGUAAAUAUAAUUUAAUUGCCUUCAUCCAUCUUUGUCUGUUGCCAUAACAACUUUGUCUUUAAAAGGCAACAAUCAAUGAUCCCAGCUGUUAUAAACAAAAAGCAUAAGUAUUACAAAAGUGUUUAAUGCCUUUAGCAGAAUGCUUUUCAUUGGAGAUCUUUUAGACUCGGUCUUUAUGUCUUAAUACCAAGUGUUCUUUUUUUUCUCCCUUUUCUAAGUGCUAAAAUUAUAAACCUGCAAAUGGACUAAAAAAGGCCUUUCCUGGAAAGAGGUUAUGAUUUCUGUUCGGCGUUGUGUAUAGGAUAUGGAUGUUGAUUUUGGUUUGGUUCUGUAUGAUAGUAUUUUACUCAUACCCUAUGGAGAGACUUGCUAGACAGAAUGCUUGCAAUACUCCUAUUUGUAUAAUAAAUUUACUGAAUAUUCA